Molecule: messenger RNA, 2206 nt
Organism: Clupea harengus (Atlantic herring)
Lineage: Eukaryota; Metazoa; Chordata; Actinopteri; Clupeiformes; Clupeidae
Gene: rab3b
Product: RAB3B, member RAS oncogene family
Molecular function (GO): GTP binding; GTPase activity
Source: RefSeq, a predicted model, not a curated record
AUUUAGCAUUUUGCCCUCUCUUAGCUCCACCUCAUGUGAAUAAGGUGUCAUCAUACAGGAUUGAAUCUUUUAACACAGUCGCCGUGUCUGCUCACAAAUUCCGGCUGUAUUGGCUCCAAAAAUAACACUGUUGACUGCAAUUGAUAAAGAUUGAAUCAGACCAAGCGCACAGACAAGAUACCGGAAGGCAACUGAAACGAACGGUAGAAGCCGGUGGCAACGCAACAUCAGGUAGCUUACAGUUCGGUCGCGCCUGUUGUACGCCCACCUUUGAAAAGGGUAUCUGUUCAGCAAAAGAUGGCAAAGGCAGACCAACGCUUUGGGCAGAGAGAUGGAUCGGAUCAGAACUUUGACUACAUGUUCAAACUGCUUAUUAUUGGCAAUAGCAGUGUUGGAAAAACAAGUUUUCUGUUCCGAUACGCCGAUGACACAUUCAACAACUCCUUCGUUAGCACUGUGGGUAUUGAUUUUAAGGUGAAGACCGUUUACAGGAACGACAAAAGGGUCAAGCUUCAAAUAUGGGACACAGCAGGCCAGGAGAGGUACAGAACAAUCACCACAGCCUACUAUAGAGGAGCCAUGGGCUUCAUCCUCAUGUACGACAUCACUAACGAAGAGUCCUUUAAUGCCGUGCAAGACUGGGCUACACAGAUUAAAACAUAUUCAUGGGAUAAUGCUCAAGUGAUACUCGCUGGCAACAAGUGUGACAUGGAUGACGAGAGAGUGGUGCCCCCAGAAAAGGGCAGACACUUAGCUGAACAACUAGGUUUUGAGUAUUACGAGACCAGUGCCAAAGAAAACAUCAAUGUCCGGCAGGUGUUUGAACGUCUGGUCGACAUUAUCUGUGUGAAGAUGUCAGAACGGGUGGACACUGACCCUGCUAUUGUCACUGGUGGUGCGAAGAACACUCGGCUCACCGACAAGCCUCCACAACUACCUCAGAACUGCUGCUGAGCCUACUACCUCUUAUAGCACGGCCUCUCUGGCCAACCCCUCCCCCCCCCCCCCCCCUCUCCUUCUCCUCAGUCCGCGUUGUGAUUCACAUUGUCAUUCUCUUACACUGCACAUGAGUGCAUUUCUAACCUCUCAUCUGACCUCUAGUCUAAACAUGAUGCGGCUCAAAGCAGAGUCAACUGUUGAAGCACAAUACAGCUUCUCUCCGUGGAGAGUGUUCACUGCCACUGCACAUCAAUUCAUUACUCACAACAUGUUACAGCGCAGUUACCUUGUUACAUGACUUUAGCUUAAUUGGCACUCAUAAGAAUACCAAUGGCUGCUUGCCCAACUGAGCUUAACGCAGGAAAUGAAAGCUUAGAUGUGAAAUACAUGAUUACAGCACUCUGUUUGGAACAUAAAAAGUUGUUUAAUCUAUUCAGACACACUGACAUUAACUCAGCACAACUGCAGAAUGGACAAUGUGUUUUGCAGCUUUAUGAACUAAUUCUGUUCAGGGUGGUUUUGAUGUGAUUUGCCAUUAAUGUUCAGUGAAGGGCACGUGCUUCUCACUUUGCUGGUACACUAAGUGUUUUAAGACUUUCGAACACUGCAAACAAUGUUGUAUACAAUGAGUCUUGUAAUAGUAAUGUUUAACAGUCAUGUGAAUCAAUUAGAUCUACUUAAAAAAAAGAGUGUUUUACAGAAAUGAGCAGCACUCUGUAUUUGUCAAACAAUAUGUAUAUGAAUGUAGCCGAGUGUUAAGACAAUAUUAAAAUUGGCCAUGUAAAGUUCACUCUAUUCAAACUAUUUUAUAUUAAUCAAACAUUGUGCUGACAGUAGGCUGUGUCAAUUUCUAAUUAUUGCAAAAUAGUGAACUGCUUCUCACUACCCGUUAUGCCACCUGUCUUAAAUAUGUGAGUUCAUAGCUAAAUCGCCUAACCAACGAUAAUAUUAUAUAUAUAUAUGAAUUAUAUAUUAUUAACAAUCAUAACAGUUGUUGUGUCUGAUAGGCUAUGAUGUGAUUGUUUAUAAGUGAAUUUUUAACUGACAUAUUUUGGAUCUUAAUAUUGUAUUAUAAUGGUCGUACCUAGGUAGAGUUUUAUUUUUUAUGCUGUUGCAAUGCAUAAACUGUAGCCUACACGUAGGCUAUGGUAGCACCUCGUCAGUAACUGUUGACUCAUAGAUGGGUUAAACGGGCACGAAGUGAUUAUAAAAUCAGUGUGAAUGUACAUUUCAAGUGCAAUUUGCAAAAAUAAAAAGCACAAAUCUC